UGGGGCGGCGUGGGGCAGGGAGUAGGAAUGUUUAUGCUUUGGGGACCUUUGCUCUGUUUGGGGCUUGCGCCGGCAGAGGAACAGUCGAGCCCACGGAAUCGGCCCGGGGAGCCUGCGGGGACGUGGUUUUCCCGUUGGGCGGAGCCCGAGGGCGGACACGGAGAUUUUCUUACGGACCCUUAGCCGGCGGCCCUCUCAGAACCAGUAGAAGGGAUAAAUGGUGUUUUUGAGUCCAUGUCCUACCACUACUACUGUUAGUCUAAGGAUUUGCUGAUUGUCCCUGUAGAUUCCUGGAGUGCCUCCAAGGGAUAGGGGAAUGGAUAGUGUCUUUGAUUCCUUCUUCACUAUCAGGAUUUAGUGUCAGAACCUAGAUGGCCAGACUUAUUGCUGGAUCACCCUCCGCUUCCUUUGCACUUAGUAUGACACUGUAAUUUAUAAUGUAUCUACGUUUCUUUCUUUUUUAAAAUUUAUUUAUUUAUUUGAGAGAGAGCACAAGCAGGGGAAGGGGCAGAGGGAGAGAGGAGCAGACUCCCCACUGAGCAGGGAGCCCGAUGCGGGGCCCGGUCCCAGGACCCCAGGAUCAUUACCUGAGCCGAAAGCAGACGCUUAACCGACUGAGCCACCCACGCAUCCCUGUGUCUGCGUUUCUUAAGUCUUUGGUUCUUGGUGGCUUUAGAUAGGACUUUCAAGUUCCUCCUUUGGGUUCUCAUAGUGUAUUGUUUAGGAUGUUAAAGCUCAAACCACAGUGUAUUAUAGUUGUUUAUCUGUCCUCUCUCAGUAGUUUAUGAGCAAGGCCUGCAUUUUAUUCAUUUUGGAUUUCUUCCUCGUCCAGAGACGACCACAGUGCCUGUCAUGGAAGAGACUCAUAAGUAUUGAAAAAAAUAAAUGAGUUAACAGUUGAUGGUAGGUUGGAUGGAAUUUGUGGUUUUCAUUUCAUAGAGAGGAGAGUUAAAUGAUUUGCUUAAGAGAAACUUGGAGACAAAACCAGGAUUAGAAGUGGAUUUAGACACCCAGACUGUGUCUCUUGCUAUCAGAUUAGGUUUGAAACUGGAACGCUGCGAAUAAAGCCUUGUCAUUCUUUUUUUGUACCCUGCAGCCUUGCUAUCUUCAGCACAGGUCUCUAAAGAUCAAAGGUAGGCUCAGCCUAAGACUUGAGAGAGAUCCCAGAGCUGGAGCAGCCAGUCCACUAACAUUGGCACUACAUGGGGAUGUGCAAAGCAAGGGCCCCGGAGGCUAGGGUCCGAGAACAGGUUGAUGGAUCAAGCUGUUCUGUCAACCCUGAGGUCCCAUGAAGGAGAAGAACCCUGGUCCCUGCCCCAUGGGAGGCCCAGACAUGAUGGAAACACACCCAGAGGCUGGCAAACCCUCAGAAACAACUGGAGUGCAAAGUGGGCAGCUGAGCCUUGAGUGAACUCCGGCUGUAGAAAUGGAGAGGAGUCCAUCGGGAAAGACUCCUUGGUAGAAGGUCGUUUUAAAGAGGAUUGAGAAAGGUGGCAGCGACGUGGCUGUGCCCCACGCUUAUCCACUGGAGCCCCUCCAUGAGCCUGCCAGUGCCCUGAUGGAGCCCCAGCCUUGCCCUCCAAGCGUGGCUGAGGGCUUCCUGGAGGAGGAGCUGCGGCUCAAUGCUGAACUGAGCCAGCUGCAGUUCUCAGAGCCUGUGGGCAUCAUCUACAAUCCUGUGGAGUAUGCGUGGGAGCCGCACCGCAGCUAUGUGACCCGCUACUGCCGAGGCCCCAAGGAAGUGCUCUUCCUGGGCAUGAACCCCGGGCCCUUUGGCAUGGCCCAGACUGGGGUGCCCUUUGGGGAAGUGAGCGUAGUCCGGGACUGGUUGGGCAUUGGGGGACCUGUGUUGACCCCACCCCAAGAGCACCCGAAGCGACCAGUGCUGGGACUGGAGUGCCCUCAGUCGGAGGUGAGCGGUGCCCGGUUCUGGGGCUUUUUCCGGAACCUCUGUGGACAGCCCGAGGUCUUCUUCCGUCACUGUUUUGUCCACAAUCUGUGUCCUUUGCUCUUCUUGACUCCCAGUGGGCGCAACGUCACUCCCGCCGAGCUACCUGCCAGGCAGCGAGAACAGCUUCUUAGGGCCUGUGACGCGGCCCUCUGCAGGCAGGUGCAGCUGCUGGGGGUGCAGCUGGUGGUGGGAGUGGGGCGCCUGGCGGAGCAGCGGGCGCGGCGGGCUCUGGCAGGCCUGACGCCUGAGGUCCAGGUGGAGGGGCUUUUGCACCCCUCACCUCGGAGCCCACAGGCCAACAGGGGCUGGGAGGCAGCGGCCAAGGAGAGACUGAAUGAGCUGGGGCUGCUGCCGCUGCUAACGAAAUGAGGGCCCCUGUGGCCCGGCACAGGGCAUGUUCAAGGCCCCCAAGUCAUCCCGGGGCAAGCAGAGGACUACACGCCCCCUGGCCUGGAGCCACAGGGGCCUUCUGGGCUCCCUGGUUGCCGGGGCCUGCCGUGGCAGGUCUGACACUAGUCCGCUGGCUGCAUUCUUCCCCUUCCUUUGAGCACGGCCCCUGCUCCUGUGGUAGCUAAGGCCACAGAGACGGGGCGUCUGCCAACUGCACUACCUCACUGUUGGCGCCAGGGCCUCUGCUCAGCUGAGACGGGCCCGAACUGUGACUUCUGGGGCCGUAUUUGCUGUGUUAGAGGAAAGAUCCUGCCAGGACCCCCACCCAUCCUCCUAGAACAGCUUCCUGCAAGCUGAGCCUUUUCCUCACAGGGACCAGGACAAAGCGAAGGCUGUGGAUGUUAAGAGUGAACUUCUUAUGGGAGACUGAGGCUGGAUCAGAGAAAGAAUUCAGUGUGGCAGAGUGCGGAAGACCAGAAGACCUGGCUUUCUUCAUCUCGGCUUUGAGGCUUCAUGGCUUUGUGAACUUUAUGACUUUGGACAGAUUUGAUGGACCCCUCCAAGCCUCAGGAUCCUCAUCUGUAAAACGGGGAUCCCUACCUCAUGGGGUUGGGGUGGGGAUUAAGUGAGAGAACACUUGGAAGUGCCUUGCGUCCUGCCUGGCGGGUGCUCCUUAUCCUUCUUGCUUUUUUGCCUCUUGGUUGGGGCGUCACUGUACCACACUACAAAAGGAGUGCCCCCACUCCAGGACCUUGCUGGGUGAGGGGCAGAUCCUUGCCCUGCCAGAGGUGGACCAGUAA
Messenger RNA from Mirounga angustirostris (Northern elephant seal), 3141 nucleotides. It is a transcript of the gene SMUG1, whose product is annotated as single-strand-selective monofunctional uracil-DNA glycosylase 1. The record is from RefSeq and is a predicted model, not a curated record. The transcript has 4 exons. Gene Ontology annotation, molecular function: oxidized pyrimidine nucleobase lesion DNA N-glycosylase activity; single-strand selective uracil DNA N-glycosylase activity. Bases 1559 to 2320 code for a protein of 253 amino acids. Gene Ontology annotation, biological process: base-excision repair. Lineage: Eukaryota; Metazoa; Chordata; Mammalia; Carnivora; Phocidae.